GUAGAAUUGUAAAUGGUUGCAGUCAAAUGUGACAAUCGAGGAAAUGAAUCAGACUUGGUGCUGGAGUCUCCUUGUUCUUUGUUAUGACUGAUCAGUUUUCACCAUAUGUUAAUGUGAAGAGUGAACAGUAAAUGGUUAAUCUUGCUGCGAUCUGGUUCUUAUUAACUGUGGUUUAUCUCGACGUUAAAUUCGGCGUUCGUGACACGCGAAGGAGAACGUUACAGUGAAAAAGCGACAUUAUCAGGUGUUUCAAGUGCUGCAAUGUCAGCUCGAUCCAGCAUCAAGUCAACGCCGCCCAGCGACAAGGGCGGUAAACCGACAUCAAGUAAGUCCACCCAGGCGAGAGCCAAGGCAGAAGCCGCCAAGGUGCGACUGCGUUACGCCAGACAAGAAGCAGUUUUGAAAAUGCUGCAGGCCAUCAGAGAAGCCGAAAUCCAGAAAGAAAAGGCUGCCAGACAAAGGAAAGCGGCCGCCCGAGAAGCCGAAACCCAAUUGGAAAUGGCAAAAAUAUCGACAGAGUUGCAAGUGCUGCAGCUAGAAAGAGAAGAAGAAGCUGCCAUGGCGGAAGCAGAGUACAUAGAAGAAGCUGAAGGGUCGCGUGAUCUGACCGAAGCAAGAUCUACUUUAGAAAGGACCAGACUGGAACGCACAAGCGACUAUGUACAAUCUCAAAUAGACAGGCAGGCUCGUCUCCCCUCUCCAUACGUAUUCGAUAACUUCCCCAGCUACGAGGAACCUCAGAGAGUCACGAUUGCAUCACAUCCAUACGAGGAAGGAAAUUUACCCUCACGGCUCCGUGAUGAAGUCAAGAAUGAAAGAACCGACAACGCUCCUUCACCCCCACAACAGGACGGCGGGGAGGGAGAGGUUCACUCCAGGACAACAAUUGUCAGCUCGAACUGUACAGAAGUUUGCAGUCAAACUCAGUCAAGCCGUUCUUGUUCCAAGAUCUGCCUCACUGAGGUGUACCCUAAAGAAGCACAACAAGACAUUACCAAGCGUAAAGUAACCGACGAGACGCUAGGUCAGUCAGUUUUCGUUCAAACCGAGCACGGAAACAAACUUGCACAAUCAGCUCAAGAUACCAUUUCUUUAAAACCCAAAGACACCAAGGUCUUCAGAGAUGAAGCAAAUAAUGGGGUUGCCCCAUUGCCUUUCAGAGAACCACGCCAGCGCUCACCAGAUAACAAAGAGCAGGCAGUCAAACGGUUCACGUCCUUACGGAAAACCCAGAAAAGGAAACCUGAGAUGCAGCAACGCACCCGAUUGGCCCACGAGGUACUGUGCACCCUAAUGGCAGAGGUCACAGCCAUUAUAAACGCACAAUCAUUCCUACCUGUGUCUUCUGACCCAGAAAACCCCUUUAUACUUUCGCCAUCAACGCUCUUUACGCAGAAGGCAGGAGCACCUCCUCCACCAGGAGACUUCUCAGACAAGGAUUUGUACACAAAGCAAUGGAGACAAGUCCAGGCUCUGGCAAAUCAGUUCUGGCCUCGCUGGAGACAAAAAUGUCUACCUUUGUUGCAACAGAGACAAAAGUGGACAGAACCCCGAAGGAAUCUUCAAGUUGAAGACUUAGUCCUGCUCAGGGACAAGCAAAUCGCCCGCAACAGCUGGCCAAUGGCCAGAAUCACUGCUACAUUCCCUAGCGGGGAUGGACAUGUCAGGAAGAUCGAAUUGAAGACUACCGACCAAGGCGAUGUGAAAAUUUACCAAGGGCCAGUUACAGAAGUUAUUCUACUUCUACCCAAUGACUGAUUAAGAGACUAAGUUUUGUACUCUGCUCAUUGUGACCUUACGAAGGUCAAGCGGGGAGUGUGCUGUCUUUACGACAGUUAUUUAGUUUAUAAUAUUUCCGCUUAGUAAUUCAUUCGAUACUAUUUUCUAGUUAGAAUUAGAAGUGUUUAAAGUAUAUUCAUUGCAUGUAAAAUAUAUCGGCAUGCAAUGACGUCACAUCCGGUUUCGCCGCGUCUUGUGGGAAAAUACCGGUUUGAAAUUAGCGCGAGGGUGGGGGCUCACCACGAGGCAGACCCGAGCAGAAGUUGU
Hypanus sabinus (Atlantic stingray) is the source of this 2046-nucleotide messenger RNA. RefSeq lists its product as uncharacterized. Bases 262 to 1758 code for a protein of 498 amino acids. The record is from RefSeq and is a predicted model, not a curated record. NCBI's taxonomy places the organism in Eukaryota, Metazoa, Chordata, Chondrichthyes, Myliobatiformes, Dasyatidae. The transcript has 2 exons.